Clupea harengus (Atlantic herring) is the source of this 4291-nucleotide messenger RNA. RefSeq lists its product as uncharacterized. The coding region runs from base 27 to 2888 and encodes 953 amino acids. The record is from RefSeq and is a predicted model, not a curated record. The transcript is spliced from 8 exons. NCBI's taxonomy places the organism in Eukaryota, Metazoa, Chordata, Actinopteri, Clupeiformes, Clupeidae.
CUGUGGACAGGAGUGUCGUCACCCUGAUGAGCGACCGACUCAACGCUGUGUCAAUGAGCAAGGUGCAGAGGCUGCUGCAGCAGGGCCACGACGAGUGGUACGUGGAGCGUCGGGACUUGUACCAGACUCUCCUGUACGAUGCCCACACGUCGGCGGCUGGAUCGUCUCAGCAAGGCAUCCUGUCGUUUGCCAGAGCAGCCGGCACUUACACCCCUCCCAUCGCCCCGUCUCCCCUUCCGUCUGCUCGGGUCCUGAGGCGUGCGCACCUGAUCCUGGAGAUGGAGAAGAUGCCCGUGUACAGGGACCAAAUCCUCAGUACGACUGGGGAAAUCCUGUGCAUCGACGGCACAAGGAAGAUUCUCAAGAAGAUCUACGGCGACGGCCAGGGCACCAUGCAGUACGUCACCAGCGUGCUGAAUGAGUGGGGUCAGUUCUUGACCACAGUGGUGGUGGCGUCCGAGUCCGAGGGCUGCUACGCACGCAUGGCCAGAGGUCUGGUCGCCCGCUUUCGCCGUGCCAACGCUCCUGCUCCAAAGGUGGUGUACGCGGACAACAACUGCUGUCGUGACAGCGGUUCGUCGUUUUUGGAGAAUCUGUUUGGUGACUGGGUGAAGAGGGGUACCGUCAUCAGGCUGGACAUCCGCCACUGGCUGCAUCGCUGGGAUGCCGUCGUGAUCAAGCAGAGCCACGCCAAGUAUGGGGCUUUCAUGAGUGCCAUGGCGGGUGCCGUGCUCGCCUACAACAAGGCGGACAUGAUGCUCCUUGUCCAGGCGGUCAGGAACGGUAACCCAGAGCUCUACGGCAGGUACUCUGAUGAGGAGAUGAUGGCCUUCCUCAAGCCUUAUCAGAUCAGGUCGUAUGUAAGGCGUAUUACCUGUGGGGUUGUGGAGACUGCUUUAGUGAUAGAGUCCAUCCUUGCUGAGUUCCGGGGACCAGCCGGCCUUGACAUCGAUGGCAUUCACCUGUUCAAGUCGCCAGAGGCAGUCGACGCUCACUGGGCAGUUGCGAGCAAGCACCUCAGUUGCAUGCAGGAUCCCCCUGGCAUACCGCUGUAUGUGUCUGUGAAGGUGGUGGUGAUGAACGGCGUCCGACUGAACAAGCACAAGUGCCGGCGAGGCAGCAACUCUCUGGAGGGGUUGCACGCCCACCUGUUCAACGCCGUCCCUUCACAGCGAUGUGGGAUUAUGCCAUUCCAAGUAUACUUGGUAUCCUUUGCCAUGCAGUGGAACCACCGCAUGACAUCGCUCCGUGUCGCUGGUGGUCAUGGCCAGCAGACGUCGUGCUUGGACGCGCGGCAGAUCCAGCGCGUCAACCAGCAAGCCGAGGUUCUCUUCGGCAAGGAACACGUCCUGGAGCCCAACUUUGCUGCACCGAUGCCGGUCCCCGAAGUGUACGAGCACCCCGACGAGGAGGAGCUCCUUGGUGUCGAGUACGCCAUGUGCCAGUCCACCAGCUUCACUGCCAGGGACUACUACGUGCAGAAAGUUGAGGAAGAGCAGUCGCGUGAGGAAGAGGAGGAGGAGGAGGAGUCGGCUGAGCAGGGAGACGACGAGACUGCGGACGAGGGUCUCGGCAUGUCUUCUGAUACAGAGGAGGACCCGAUAGACAGAGUCUGUGGGAAGCACGUCGUCCUCACCCAGGCAGAACAGGCGGAAGAGGAGGACAGUCCUGCCCUGCAAGACGUGCUGAUGAGCCAUCGACAUCUGCAUCUGCCAGGUAUAGAGGAAGUGGAAGCACUGGCCUUGCUCCUCCUAGAACUGGCCGACAACAGCGACCACCACCUAGUGCCGGCUGACCUCAGGCAGAAGAUCGCCGCCGCCGCCAGCUCUCUCCACGACCACGACAAGACCGCCGCCCGCUUCGUCAAGCGGUACGAGUCCAGGUGGGGCUACACUUUGUUCGGUCGGUGCCUUGGGGCGGACUCUCCCGAGACCAGAGCAGCCCAGAAAACAAAGUUUGGCUGCAUGAGGUACGCUCAGGCGGCACAGGUGACCGAGGACAGUCGCCUGCUCUACCUCCUCCUCAAGAUGCUGAAGAACCGAGCGCCGACCAAUCAGCUCACCUCCCCCAGCAAGAUCACGGCUUCUUUGAAGGGACAGUAUAAGAGGAUUGCAGACCGAGUCCGAGACGACCCCAUCCUCGGCAGUCUCCCCAUUCCACUUCCCAACUUGAACGCCAAGUCCAUCUCGACCUUCACUGCCAGGGAGGAGAAAAAGGCCAACUACGAGGCGACUGUACUGCCGAAGGUGACGCCUCACCUGAAAGUGCUGUCAGACGCACCGUUCCCAGAAGCUCCUGCACUGCCAACAUCCCUCCCACCGCCAGACCGGCCUCAGGUCCAGUACCAGCACGUUCAUCACGAGGCUGGAAAAAGACGUGGUGAGAAGCGGAGAUUAUUUGUUGAAGAGCCAGAGCCUGUGCCUCCUGUGAACCGGCCCGUUCAGCCCACGGCGUCGUCCUCCUUCACUCGGCCAAAGCCUACUGCGUCCACCCACCUCCAGCCAAAGCCUGCUGCGCCCACCUAUGGACCACCCCCUGUGUCGGCAGCACCCAUACUGCUGGUUCUCCCCGCACAGCCACAGGCUCCCUCCGUCCUGUUUCGUGGGCCAUCGUGCAGCCAGAGCUUUGUACCUCCUGCACCAACAGUCAAGGCAUUCAUGCCGAACAAGUCCUCGCGGCCAUGUGGGGCUUGCCAUGUGCCUAAUUGUGGUGGACAGCGGAAGAGGUACACACCUUCCAAGGACAAAGUGGCUGGAAGCACCCAGAAGAUAUUUUCCUACUGUCCAUCCACUAGGAAAUCCACCACCUCUGGGUUUGACAAUGUGGUGUACGACAGCUUUGAACACUUUAAAAGUGUGGUGGAUGUGGAGUUGGAAAAGAGUGUGUAAAUAACUUAUCUCUGUGAUGCCACUUCUCCUGUGCCAUCUGUAGGAGAGAGAAAGAGGCUUGUUUGUGUUUGUUUGUUUGUGUGUUUGUGUUUUAAAGUGCUUCAGCAAGUACAAACAAAACUAUCUAUUUAUUUAUAUAGUUCAGAAGUUCAAAAAAAUGCACUUUACAGUUUUACUUAAGAAUGUUCUUGUGUUUGUUUUUUAUUAUUAUUUAUGUUGCUGUUAAAAUGCACUUUGUAGUAUCUUUUUUUUAUAAAAAACAUGUUCUGGCCUAUGUUUAAUAUCAAGGCCAAUCUAACCUCAAUCAUUUUAACCUUAAUCAGUUCCGAUCUAACACAAUCAGUUUACAUACCCUUUAGUGGUUGUUCAUGUCUGAUAAUAUGUGUUUUUGUCAUGUAUGUGUUUGUCUUUGUCAGCUUCAUGUCUUUGUAAUGUUUGUAUGUCUUUGUCUGCUUCAUGUUUAACAAAAGUUUGCCAAAGAAAACACACAAAAAAAAUCGAACAGGCUUGAGCCUUUAUUUGUUGAUUAGUGACCUGAGUCUUUGGAUAAUCCUGUUCUUUAUUGGGCUUUGGCCUGUACAAACCAAUUGUUAAUUUUUAUCACAAGUACAAGUUUGUGUUUUUAAUUAAGUGUUUUUGAUUAUUAUAUGUUAUUUAUGUGCGCGUGUCCUUGUGAUGUUUGUUUGUCUGUCAGCUCCAUGUUUAACUAAAUGUUCACAAAUGGUAGUAAAUGUUUGUCUCUCGUGUUCUCGCUCGUAGAUCUGUACCUUGUCGUGGUGAGUGAGCUUUAAACCAAACAGAUCUUGUUUACUUGUGUUUUCAUGCAUUGCCUUUUAAAUGAAACACAUUCUGGGUGAAAAAUAAAAGUUGUAAAAGUAUUUCAAGUAUUUUGGAGUCUCUGUAUGCUUGGGUUUCAGAAGGGGUGGGAUAGUGUAAAAAAACACAUCAAAGCAAUUAGAAGUCCUUGUUUCUUCUCCGCCACUACCACAGGUGUGAAUACACCCCACUGUGCGCUGGCUACACCCCCUGGGUGGUCACGAGUUCUGUGAAAGGCUUUGAUGUCUUCCAGACAAAGUGAGAGUGUACUGAUACAUGACACCUUUUCUUAAUUCAGCCCAAAAAUGUAACUAUGAAAAUAAUAAACAAAACAUUCAGCAGACUAGUAUAUUUCAAUAAACCAGGCCUUGUACAUGACAAUUUCUGUAAAUAACACUGACCACCAGAUGGAACCAUCCGUUUUGAUCAUUUUCGAUCGAUCCCAGGGUUGAGCAAUAUGUACUUGGGGGGGUCAUGAGCCAUUCCCAGGCGGUCUCCCAUCCAAGUACUAACCAGGCCCGACACUGCUUAGCUUCCGAGAUCGGACGAGAUCGGGCGUGCUCAGUGUGGUAUGGCCGUAAGCAAUU